Cladocopium goreaui is the source of this 1989-nucleotide messenger RNA. NCBI's taxonomy places the organism in Eukaryota, Dinophyceae, Suessiales, Symbiodiniaceae. The record is from the annotation of a GenBank genome assembly.
AUAAACAGGCUUGGGCAAAAAAUUGCCUCGGACCUGCCAUGUGGGAGGCCGGCGCUAAGUCGCGCCUUGAAGAGGUUUGUCAUGACAUCGACCAUUUUUUGGACCCAUCCUCUGCGUCAGAUUGUCAUCUGAGCUCUUUAGGUCCGUCUGGUCCGUCAGACAGUACAAAGGAGACAAAGGAGACAAAAACUUUGUCCAAAGGGCAGGAAGCAUUGGAGAUUCAGCGGCUAUCACGCCGGAAUGAAGACUUGAAACAACAGCUGGAAGAUUGUCAGCAUGAAUUCAAGACAAGACUCCAACCAAAGCUGCUGAGCCGAGAAUCUGAGCAAAGACGUGAAGAUAUGGACUUAGAUGCAAAGGUCAAAAAAAGGCGUCUCAGUGAGAUGGAGAACGAACUGGCUAAACUUCGGCAGGAGCGAGACUUACUCGAAUAUGAGCUGAAAGAGGCUCAAGAAGAAAGGCAGCGCGAGAAAGCCAGUCGCCUCAAGGCUACAGAAGAAUGUCGGAAACAGGAGGAAGACCUUAAGAAUACAAUCUCGAGUUUAGAAUCAGAGCUCCAGAACUCCAAGCAGUCACAGCUUCCCUUGAAAACAAACCCAGAUGCUUGGAAGGCACGUGUCUCUGAACUUGAACAAGAGGUGUUUUAUCUGCGUCUUCUAUUGAAGGACUGGUAUCCUGAGCAUGAGCUAGCAUCGCAGUUGCGAAGCAAACAUGUGGAGUUUGAACAUGAGAUGCAUGAAUCGCACAAAACUGUGGAGGACUUGCUGCAUGCCAAAGAAAGAAUUCUCUCCCUUGAGCAGGAAAAAAUCUCUCUUCAGGCCGCUCUUGAAAUUCAAGAGGCUUCUUUGAAGCAAUGUAAAGAUGCGGCAUCCCAGAGCACACGUGCUAAGCAAGAUCAAGCACUCUAUGAAGCUUCGAUUGCUGAUAUCCUUCAUGCUGCUCGGCAGCUGGGGCCAGAGCUGCCAGAGGACAUCGGAGAUCCAACCCCAGCCAACUUGCGAAUUGCAUGGUCCCGCCUGCAUUCCCACUGGACCAAAGAGGCCCAUAAGACCUUCGAGUUGGAGCAAAAACUGCACGACGCAGCAGAUCAACAAAAUCAAUUCAAGACAGAGAUGAACAAACUUCAGAUUGAUAUGUCUUUGGCAAACCUGCAAUCGACAGAAUUGCAAGGUAGACUCAAGGAAUCAGAAGAUACAGUCCAAAAUCUGAAAGCUCAGAAUUCUGUAUUGCGUGAAGCACUUGCUGGAAAACAUAUGCAAUUUCCAGAAAUUCAUGGAGAAGUUGACGCCAAAAUGAUACGCACUGCAGACAGCUUUCAAGAGGCACAGCAAGAAGCUGUAGAGGUCAUCAAACGGGAAGCAGCAGUGCUCAAAAAUGAAGUUGGGAGACUUGCAGAUGUUGAGCGGAAAUUACGCAAAGUUGAAGGUGUAAAUGCUGAGUUGUGGCAGGCAAACAAGGAGCUUGAAAGGAGGAUACUGCAACUGCACAGCCAGGAAAUAGAUGUUGCCAACGCAGAUUAUGAUCCGAGAACAACAAAGAUCCUUCAUUUGGUACGAGGGCCGCAAGAUGAAGCUGCCGGCUCUGGAUGUGACUUGGAGCAGCAGCAAGCGGCACGACAGCUUGAGCGCUACAAGAAAGCCACCAAAAAGUAUGUCUCGGAGUUCAGAGAAGGCCUCUAUCAUUUACUUGGUUGGAAGGUGGAAAUGAGAGGUGAUGGGAACUCUUUAAGAUGGCAUCUCACUUCGCGCUAUGGUCAAGUCCGGCAAGAGUUGGUUUUCCAGCUACGGCCAGGGCGAAGUGGCCAACCAGCAGAGUUUGAUUUGCUUGGAACCCCUUGGGCAGAGCAACUUCAGACGGACCGCCAAGCAAUGUCUUACUUGGAAGUGUACAAUUCCAUUCCUGGCUUCUUGGCCCAUGUUACAGUAGACCGUUUGGCACAACAGACUUUUACCCGCUAGUGACAGCCGCAACGAUCUGCGAGCACAAAAA